This is a messenger RNA of Chenopodium quinoa (quinoa), 1315 nucleotides long. RefSeq names its product peptidyl-prolyl cis-trans isomerase FKBP17-2, chloroplastic-like. Bases 110 to 886 code for a protein of 258 amino acids. Gene Ontology annotation, cellular component: chloroplast. The transcript is spliced from 3 exons. Gene Ontology annotation, molecular function: peptidyl-prolyl cis-trans isomerase activity. NCBI's taxonomy places the organism in Eukaryota, Viridiplantae, Streptophyta, Magnoliopsida, Caryophyllales, Amaranthaceae. The record is from RefSeq and is a predicted model, not a curated record.
UACUUAUCAUCUCAUCAAAAAUCAUCUUGAAGACUUGAAUACAAUAAAACAUAAACAAAUAAAUAAAGAAAGAAAAUCUUAAACAUCAUCAAUAAUUUAUCAAGAUAAAAUGGCUUCUUCUUCCUUUACAUCACCGCCAUUUCUUUCCACCCCACUCUCACGAACACACCAACUAUCACCAUGUUCAAAAACACCACCACCUCAACCACCAACUACUCCGCCUUCUCAAACACCUCAACUAAGCUCAAGUUCCUUAGAGAAGCCAAUUACACCCAAAGUAUUAGAAACUAAUAAUAAUACCAGUAUUAAGAAUGAUAAUGUUAAGGGUUCAACCACUGCAGAUUCAACUGAUUGGAUAGCUUCUUCCUUGACCCGUCGUUUCGGCCUCGGCGCAGGUCUUGCUUGGGUUGGUUUUCUUGCUGUUGGGGUUAUUUCUGAGCAAGUUAAGACUCGUUUUGAAGUUUCUCAGGAGCAAGCUAACACUAGGGAUUUGGAGAAGGAAGAAGAGGUUAUAUUACCAAAUGGCAUAAGGUACUAUAACAUGAGAAUUGGUGGUGGUGCUACUCCAAGAACAGGGGACUUGGUAGUAAUAGACUUAAAAGGUAGCGUCAAAGAUAGUGGUGAAGUGUUUGUUGAUACAUUUGGUAAGAAUAACAGAUCACUUGCUCUUGUAAUGGGGUCAAGGCCAUACACUAGAGGAAUGUGUGAAGGGAUAGAGUAUGUGUUAAAGACAAUGAAGGGCGGAGGUAAAAGAAGAGUCAUUGUCCCUCCUAAACUGGGUUAUUGUGACAAUGGUGCUGAUUUUGGUUCCGAUGUCUCUAUUCCUCCCUGUGCUGCCCUUGAGUAUAUUGUUGAGGUUGAUCGAGUUUCUAUUGCACCUGCUUGAUGUAAUUCUUAUAGUGUAGCAAUUUUAUCCAAAAAAAAAAAAAUUAAAAAUGCCUUCCGAAAAAAACUUUCUGUUUGCUAUCAAUUGUACAUUUGAAUAUUUAUACUACUUUUUUAAAAAAAUACAAGAAUCAUUUAAGAUUAAGCAUACAAUAUUUAGGAUGACAGGGUUAUCUUAUUUGUAAUGUUUUAUUUUUAGCUGCGUUAGUUGCUUCGAUCUCUAGCCCAGGUGAAUGUUGUUGGAUACGGUCUGUUUGAGGGAAAGAGUGACCCUGUCACUCCUAACUUUGAAUCUAAGGUCAAGUUCCAAUGCUUUGCAGUAAUGUUAUGGAGGAAUAUCUUUUGUUGUUAAUACCCAAGUUUUGUUGCUUGUUAUGUAAGGAGAUGAUUUAAUUUCCCAGGGGUAAAGAUUAUGGAAUAUUUUGAGAGA